Molecule: messenger RNA, 825 nt
Organism: Rhagoletis zephyria (snowberry fruit fly)
Lineage: Eukaryota; Metazoa; Arthropoda; Insecta; Diptera; Tephritidae
Molecular function (GO): protein binding
Source: RefSeq, a predicted model, not a curated record
GAUCCUGUCGCAUUCCUUGCUAAUUAUCUACAAAAUUAUCUUCAUCAACGCGAUCCCAUAGAGGCAAGCAAUAGUGGCAAGACCAACUCGACAGCGCCAAUUAGAUCCAACUCGCCCUUGUUGCGACGCACGGGAAUGGGUUCGGUGCAGGGUGUUUACAAUGGUAACGGCGGCGAUGAAGAUCGCAUAGAAGAGGAUCAUAUACCGAACGUUGAUGAGGAAGAUGAAGAAGAAACGCACGCCAAUCUCGAUGACCGCGAUGAACACGGACAAAGUAUGCUGCAUUUUGCUUGUGCACGUUCCCAUCGACGCGGUGCGCUAAUGCAUCUAAUCGAAGAAUCAAAUAUCGAUAUAACAUAUCGCGAUGAAUUGUAUCGAACGGCGCGUGAUGUAUCGCUGCAGGCAAAUCAGCCAUCGAAUGCGAAAGAUAUCGAUCGUUAUGUGCUAUCGUUGGCUGUGAUUGGUGAUGUUAAGCCUUUUGAGACACUCGCUGUAGAGGGCUACGAUCAUAUAGUGGAUGUUACCGAUGACAAUGAAGUGAGUAUUGUCGACAUAGCUGCCGAGCGCGGACAUGAGGAGCUUGCUGAUUUUCUACGCAAUUUACGUACACUGGAGGAACUGCGUGAGGAGUUGCAUCAAAUGAUACGCGAUGGCAAUGUGGGACGUGCAAAGGAAAUAGUUGCCGACCCUAAUGGCAAAUGGCUCUUGAAAGCCAAAAACUAUUAUGGGCGCACUGCUCUGCAUAUAGCCGUUUUGAAGGAGAACGAGGAACUGGUGGAACACUUUGUGAGUCUGUGUUCAGAGUUGCUGAAAAUUGGUGAUAAU